AUGAGCCAAUUAGAUAAAUCGCGUCAAAAUACAUUCAUUUCCGAAAACCCGGAAUUAGUUGACGCAAUAGAAGCUACGUUCAACACGAAUUCGUAUUCUGUUGAAGAAGGCGGCUUGAAUUUAAAUUUUAACUCGUUUGAAAAAACAGAAAAUCGUGAUGCGUAUUGUAACUUUGACAUUCUUUCAACACCCAAACUAUCUCGAACUACAAAAAAAAAUUUUUCUCCUCUUCAACACGAACGGCUAAAAUUUGAACCUAAAACGCCGUCGAUCUUAAAAACUUUUAAUGUUGAAAUAUCGGAAAUUGAAUUACAGAACUUAUUGCAACUUGAUCCCGAAGAAAUUAAGUCGUAUUUUCCCAUCACUUUUAAAAAUAAAAUUAUCGAACUGAAGUCGAGAAGCACUAACGACCAAAAGGCGAAUGACCCUAUUAAUGUGGGUAUUUUACUAUCCGGAGGGCCGGCUCCUGCGGGUCACAACGUUAUCACCGGUUUAUAUGAUCUUUUAAAACAGUAUAAUGACAAAUCAAAAUUAAUUGGAUUCAAAAGUGGACUUGACGGUUUGUUAAAAGAAAAUUUCAUUAUAAUAAAUGACGAAAAUAUAGAAGGUUUUAGAAAUUCUGGAGGAUUUGACUUUUUGUGGAGUGGAAGAGCAAAAGUAAACGCGUCGAACAAGCAACAAAUCCUUGACACGCUUGAAAAAUUCAAUCUGUCGGGACUGGUAAUUGUCGGUGGAGAUGGAUCGAAUUCAAACGCUGCUAUUUUAGCAGAAUGGUGCGCUUCGGAUCCAAUUUGCAAAUGCAAUAUUAUCGGGAUUCCAAAAACAAUUGAUGGAGAUUUAAAGAAUGAAGCUAUUGAAAUAUCAUUUGGUUUCGACACAGCUUCUAAAACUUACUCAGAACUAGUUGGAAACCUUUGUACUGACGUAAGAUCUGGCCAAGGUGUAUGGCAUUUCAUUCGGAUAAUGGGUAGAACUGCUAGUCAUUUAACUCUUGAAACAGCGUUACAAACACAUCCAAACCUUAUUUUCAUUGGAGAAGAAAUUGAAGAAGGCAAGGUUACGUUAAAAGAUAUUACGUUGACAAUUGCCGAUCUAAUUGAAGAACGGACCAAAAUUGGAAAACCAUAUGGAAUUAUUUUAAUUAGCGAAGGAUUAAUUGGAUUCAUAAAUGAAGUAAAUAUUUUGCUUGAAGAACUUACUGUUCUACUUGGAAAAUAUCUCAAAGUAGAUAUUGAAAAGCUGUCAGAACCGUCGAAAACGUUAUGGCAGUUUUUACCAAUUGAAAUCCAAGAACAACUAUUAGGCGAUCGAGAAGCUAGCGGUUAUGUACAGGUAGCUAAAAUAGCAACGGAAAGACUUUUAAUAGAACUUGUUAACAAAGAGCUUAUCAAGCGAAAAAUCAGUUGGAAUUCUACCCAUCAUUAUUUUGGAUAUGAAGGACGAUGUGCUAUACCAUCAAACUUCGACUGUAACUACUGCUACAGUUUAGGGCAUCUGUCACUACAUUUAAUUUUAAAGAAUCUAAACGGUUACCUUGCCUGUAUUAAAAAUUUACAUGACAAGCUAGAAAAUUGGAAACCAUUGGGGAUCCCAUUUCCACGCAUCAUGCAUAUGAUAACAAUUCAAGGAAACCGAAUUCCAGGAAUAAUAAGGCACCUUGUCGAUACUAAAAGCGAACUUUACCGCUUGUUCAAAACUGCUCGAAAAGUCUGGCGAUUGAAUGAUCUUUAUGUAUCACCUGGCCCAAUACAGUUCAAUGGACCCUUGUGUGACGAAACAUGUUACUACGUGUCUAAUCCAACGUUAGCAGAUUUGCUUUGCGAUGAAUCGGUUCAUAAUAAAAGCCAAGACCUAGCUUUUGCUAAAUCUAUGAAAUAUACAUACAGCAAACUACAAUCUUUAAGACUCAAAUACAAACCUGAGUUACCUAGAAUAUUGCAAGAACCUAAUUUGGCUUUUCUAAAGUCUACGCAAUACACGAUCAAAGACAGUUAUAUACGGAAAAUGGUCUUCAAACACUAUGCAAAUUUGUGCAUAGAAAACAAAUUCUACUUAUACGAGCUCAAUAAAAAAGAGGAAAAAAUUCACAGGUCAGACUUCCGCGUCGGAAUUGUUAUAUUAUCCAGGCAAUCUCCUGGAAUUCACAAUAUAAUAUGGGGCGCGUUUGAUUACAUAAUGAAAAAGAAAGGUACUUUGUAUGGUUUUAAGUUUGGAUCUCACGGCUUGCUUAAUAAUGACUACACAAUAUUGAAUGAAAACAUUAUUAAAAAAUUCCGAAAUUUAGGAGGAGCUGAUUUAAUUGGUCGAACUAACGAACAUAUUAUUUUUCAAGAUAUGUUCACGGAAAAAAUAUGCUCAAACCUUAAAAAACUCGAGCUAUCAGGGUUAAUCAUUGUAGGAUCCUCGUUGGCGAUGACUGAAGCUGCUUACUUAGCUGAACAAUUGAGCUCAAUCAAAGCCAGAUGUUCAAUUGUAGGGAUUGCGGCAACAGCUAGCAAUAAUAUAACACACGAACUUCUUGAAUGCAAUAUAGGUUUCAAUACGGCUUCCAAGCUUUAUGCCUCGUUAAUAGGAAAUGUUUUAGCAGAUGCUGCUUCGAUGCCUAAAUACUGGCAUUUUGUCAGACUCAUGGGAAAGCGUCCAAGUAAUGAGGUUUUAGAAUGUGCACUUCAAACAAAACCCAAUUUUGUGGUUAUUUCUGAAGAAUAUGGUUCCAGCCAAAAAACAAUUAACGACGUUGUUCAAGACAUCGCCGACACUAUUUGUGUCAGAUCUAAUCCAACAAAUGAGUCUGAGUCUCCAAGAAAUUUCGGAACAAUUUUAAUUCCAGACGGUUUGUGGUAUCAUUUGCCGACAAUGAAGUUGCUCAUGGAGGAAAUAGACAAUAUCUGUUUGAAUCCAGAAUCCUCGCUUCUUGUAAGAGAUCCAGAAUUACGAGAAUCGUUUGUGGAAACCGAUGUUUUGCUUUCUGAGAUGGUAAAACACGAGUUGAACAAACGAGCUAAACUAGGAAAAUACACGGGAACUUUUCAAUGUAUAUGUCACUACUUCGGUUAUCAAGGCCGCUCAGCUAUGCCCACAAAUUUUGACUGUUCGCUCGCAUAUACCAACGGGUAUGCCGCGUCUAUCGCCGUUGAAAAUUCGUUAAACGGAUAUUUGAUUUCGGUUCGAGGCUUAUGCGGGCCGAUUUCUGACUGGAACAUCGGUGCUAUUCCGUUCAAUUCUAUACUGCGCGUAUCGAGCACACAGCAACCCUUAAACUUUUUGUCGGACAGCUACAACUCUAAAGACAACUAUGAGAAACCCAUUGUAAACAACGCUGAAAUCCCGCUAGAUAGUAAAGCCCUACGCAAACUAAAGCUCAAUCGUCGCAAAUGGAUCAAUAUCGAUCAUUAUCAAAACCCAGGACCCAUUCAAUUUUGGGGAAAACUCAACUUACAAAUUCACAGAGUUCUUUUUGAAGAGCAAAAAGACUACUAUUUCAUGUUAAAAGACGUUUACAAAUUUACUAAUCUAUUAAGGAAAUCUACCGACUUCGGGGUAGACGAAGCAUUUUUAAAAUAUGCUUACACGAGUUUGUACAGUCUGCUUUCUUUGCGGUAUCAUGAAAACGACUUAACCAAACACAUAAACUCGAAGAAGUUUUUUGAAUCUAUCGAAGACACAGCAUACAGCAAAGAAUUUGACGCCAAUUAG
Molecule: messenger RNA, 3696 nt
Organism: Dermatophagoides pteronyssinus (European house dust mite)
Lineage: Eukaryota; Metazoa; Arthropoda; Arachnida; Sarcoptiformes; Pyroglyphidae
Source: RefSeq, a predicted model, not a curated record